This is a messenger RNA of Gossypium raimondii (Peruvian cotton), 1122 nucleotides long. RefSeq lists its product as uncharacterized. The transcript is spliced from 3 exons. The coding region runs from base 1 to 1122 and encodes 373 amino acids. The record is from RefSeq and is a predicted model, not a curated record. Lineage: Eukaryota; Viridiplantae; Streptophyta; Magnoliopsida; Malvales; Malvaceae.
AUGAAAGAUUUAAAUGGUAGACUACUGAAACUGGGGGCUAGCGAUAUCAGUGAUGCUGUAUUGGAGGAGAUUACUGAUAUUAAGCUAGAUUUGAAUCUCGAGGCAGAUAAAGAGGAACUUUUCUGGGAACAAAGGGCAAGAGUUAACUGGCUUCAAAUGGGAGACAGGAAUACGGCAUUUUUUCACAAGAAUGCAACACAUCGCAGAAGGAAAAAUAGGAUUCAGGGGCUGGAAAAUGAAGUUGGAAACUUGACCACUGAUGAGUCUGAAAUCACGGUACUGGACUUAUGUAUUGAGGAUACUCAAGGAGCGUUUGUACCAGGAAGACAAAUAACAGACAACAUCCUAGUUGCUUAUGAGGUAUUGCACUCGUUCAAAAAAAGAAGAGGAACAUCGAAAAAAAGUUUUGCUUUGAAGCUAGAUAUGAGCAAAGCAUACGACAGAGUUGAAUGGAGUUUUUUAGAAAAAAUGAUGCACAGUAUGGGAUUUUGUGAGAACUGGACCUUACCGGUUAUGAGAUGUAUCACCAAUGUAGUAUAUACAGUGGUGGUUAACAGGAAAAACGGGGAAGAAUUCAGGCCACAACGAGGAUUAAGACGAGGUGAUCCAUUAAGUCCAUAUUUAUUUCUCACUUGUGCCGAAGGAUUUUCAAGACUGAUUGCACUUGCAAAAAGGGAAGGGAGUCUUGUUGGGACAAAAGUGGGGAGAGGUAACGUGUCAGUGUCACAUCUGUUCUUUGCAGAUGAUAGUAUUCUAUUUGGAGAAGCUUCAGCAGAAGGAGCUAACCGUAUGAAAAGUGUGAUACAGGAGUAUGAAAAGGUUUCUGGACAAUUGGUUAAUUUUGAAAAAUCCCUUAUCUAUUACAGCGGCAAUGUGGAUUCGCUUACAAAGGAUCAAGUGGGAAGGAUAUUAGGCGUCAGGAAUUCCAAUAAUCCAGAAAAAUAUCUGAGGCUUCCAACCAUGGUGGGUCGCCGAAAAAAGCAUGCUUUUGUUGAGUUAAAAGAAAAAUGCAUGAAGUUAUUGGGCAACUGGAAGAUGAAAUUUUUGUCGGCUAGAGGGAAGGAGGGAUUCACUGGUGUAAAUGGAAGGAGUUAUGCAGUGCCAAAGCAAAUGGAGGAUUAG